AUGAGCUCAGGCUCAGAGUCCGACCGUCACUCUCUCCGCAUUCACAAAGUACUGUAUCAACACAUUCUUUCUCAUCGUGAUCUAAACUACUAUUGUACAUUCAUUACCCCUGAGGGGAUACAAUUGAAUUACAUGUAUUGAGAGAGUUUGGUGUCACGCCCUGGCUCUGGGACUCUUAAAUGUUGAGCCAGGGUGUGGAUUUGCUAUGUUUAGUUUUUCUAUGUUUUUGUUCUAGAUCGUUUGAUCUAUGUUGGCCAGGGUGGUUCCCAAUCAGAGGCAGCUGUAGCUCGUUGUCUCUGAUUGGGGUCCAUACUUAGGCAGCCUGUUUUGCACUAGUCUUUGUGGGAUCUUGAUCCGUAAAGGUUUGUUGUGUUAUAACCUCAGGACUUCACGUAUCGUUUGUUUGUUGUUUUUGUCGUUAAGUACGUUAAAUAAAAGUAUGUACGCUUAUCACGCUGCGCCUUGGUCCGUGUCUUCAGUCAACGAUCGUGACAUUUGGUCCCUAACUUCCACCAGUUUAAAGACCAUGUUUCUGUUCGUGGGACAGAUGAGAAAGACGCAAUCCUUGACAUUAACAAAAAUGUACUCAAACAUACCUUAUUUAACAAUAUUUGAGUAUUACCUGUGGUAACAUUGCAUAUAAAAUGCCGUUAUACCCAUAUUGCGUACUUUGGAUAUGGGUUUUGACAUGCACAUCUACAGACGGAUAUAGUGUCUUAGGUUAGGGAGGUUUUUUAGGGACGUAUAAUGUGUUCUUCUUGGAGUAGCCCGUUGAUAAUAUCAUGAUGAAUGAAAAAAAUAAAUAAUAAUGACAAGAGCGUCUGAUAAAUGACUAAAAUGUAAAAUGUAAUGAUGAUAAUGUGAUCAGUGAUACCUCAUAUCUCAGAAACUCAUGAACAAGGAAGGAUAUGGUGAUUGGUAUGGAACUGAGCUUCAUACUUUUUGUAAAAACAAAAACAUGCCUCUUCCAUUUAUUUUUAUUUCAUUCUUCCACCUUAAUUUUCCUCAAACACCACUUCUUCUCUUCUCUUCUCUUCUCUUCUCUUCUCUUCUCUUCUCUUCUCUUCUCUUCUCUUCUCUUCUCUCCUAUCCUCUCUUUCUCUCUUCCUCUCCCUUUUACUUUCACUCACACUUAAUUCCUCUCCUCUCUCCUCUCCUCUCUCCUCUCUCCUUUCCUCUCUCCUCUCCUCUCUCCUCUCCUCUCCUCUCCUCUCUCCUCUCCUCUCUCCUCUCCUCUCUCUCAGGUGCGUCGUCGGUGAUCAGUAACGAUGACGACUCAGCCUCUCCUCUCCACCACGUGUCCAAUGGCAGUAACACUCCAUCCUCCUCUGAGAUGGGCCUAGACGCGGUCAUCAUCGGCAUGACCAAGAUCCCCGUUAUCGAGAACCCUCAGUACUUCCGCAGCAACAGCAUGCUCAAAUCAGACACUUGUGAGUACAACAAGACCAUGGCUUAGACACACACGCACAGACACACACACACGCAUGUAUACACUCACACAACACACAUACAAAUGGCUUUCUUUUACCAACAGUUCCUUUUAAUGGGUAACAAGACAUAGCCUACUAGGCUGUAGCAAAGAAGAAUAGUUUGCAAACUAGGAGAUCUCAGAGGAUCUGAGUGCUGACGUCACCAUGAAUCUGUUGCACCAACACAUAGACGCCAUCUAAGAACCCACACCAGAAUGUACGUAUGUGCUGGUUGCCUUAGCAACACUCUCUCCGCUGCUAUGGAAAUGGCACUGGAGCUGCUGAUAAAAUGUGUUGAGUGGGACAGGCAGCGCUCCGUGUGUGUGUUUGUGUGUGUCAAUCCCACUUGUCAGCUGUGUAGUUGUAUCUAUCUAAUCCAUCAAAUUGAAGGUCAUGCCUCUUAAAGAGGACACAAGUUCCUGAGCAGAUGAUUUGCAGAGGCCUCUACAAUAGGAAUGUGUCUCUGUGUAGGUCUGAGUUACACACAGUGUGUGUCUCCGCUGUCUUCUCCUGUCUGGGCCAAUGGUGAGAGAGCUGUGGUCUGACUUGUGUCUGCAGCAAAUCACCAAAAUAGAUUUAUGAGCCCCAGAAAAACAUAAAAUGUCAGUCAAUACUGUACAGCUGUGUGUGUGUGUGUGUGUGUGUGUGUGUGUGUGUGUGUGUGUGUGUGUGUGUGUGUGUGUGUGUGUGUGUGUGUGUGUGUGUGUGUGUGUGUGUGUAAAUGUCGUAUUCAGUUUGAUGAAGAAGAGGGAAACAGUGUAGGUAAGGUAUUAUGUCAGGGGAGUGGGUGUGACUCUAAUAUCUUAGAAACAGAUCAAUAGCCUCCAUUAGUUUGUCCACUCCAUUAGAGUGGACAAAGCUCAUUAAGAACGAGAGAUACACGCAAACACACACACACACACACACACACACACACACACACACACACACACACACACACAGUGCAUUCGGAAAGUAUUCAGACCCCUUGACUUUUUCCACAUUUUGUUACGUAACAGCCUUAUUCUAAAAUGGAUUAAAUUGUUUUUUUCCCUCAUCAAUCUACACAUAAUACCCCAUAAUGACAAAGCAAAAAUAGGUUUUUAGAAAUAUUUGCGAAUUUAUAAAAAAAAUAUUCAGACCCUUACAUAAGUAUUCAGAUCCUUUACUCAGUACUUUGUUGAAGCACCUUUGGCGGUGAUUACAGCCUCAAGUCUUCUUGGGUAUGAUGCUACAAGCUUGGCAGACCUGUAUCUGGGGAGAUCCUCCCAUUCUUUUCUGCAGAUAUUCUCAAGCCCUGUCAGGUUGGAUGGGGAGCGUUGCUGCACAGCUAUUUUCAGGUCUCUCCAGAGAUGUUAGAUGGCUGGGCUGGGACAUUCAGAGACUUGUCCCGAAGCCACUCCUGCGUGGUCUUGGCUGUGUGCUUAGGGUCGUUGUCCUGUUGGAAGGUGAACCUUCUCUCCAGUCUGAGGUUCUGAGCGCUCUGGAGCAGGUUUUCAUCACGGAUCUCUCUGUACUUUGCACUGUUCAUCUUUGCCUCGAUCCUGACUAGUCUCCCAGUCCCUGCCGCUGAAAAACAUCCCCACAGCAUGAUGCUGCCACCACCGAGCUUCACCCUAGGGAUGGUGCCAGGUUUAGUCCAGACGUGACACUUGCCAUUCAGGCCAAUGAGUUCCAUCUCGGUUUCAUCAGACCAGAGAAUCUUGUUUCUCAUGGUCUGAGAGUCUUAAGGUGCCUUUUGGCAAACUCCAAGCGGGCUGUCAUGUGCCUUUUACUGAGGAGUGGCUUCCGUCUGGCCACUCUACCAUAAAGGCCUGAUUGGUGGAGUGCUGCAGAGAUGGUUGUCCUUCUGGAAGGUUCUCCCAUCUCCACAGAGGAACUCUGGAGCUCUGUCACUGACCCUCGGGUUCUUGGUCACCUCCCUGACCAAGGCCCUUCUCCCCCGAUUGCUUAGUUUGGCCGGGCGGCCAGCUCUAGGAAGAGUCUUGGUGGUUCCAAACUUCUUCCAUUUAAGAAUGAUGGAGGCCACUGUGUUCUUGGGGACCUUCAAUGCUGCAGACAUUUUUUGGUAACCUUCCCCAGAUCUGUGCCUCGACACAAUCCUGUCUCGGAGCUCUAUGGACAAUUCCUUCGACCUCAUGGCUUGGUUAGUGCAGCUCGAUGCAGCUUCAAAGUCUAGCCCUCCACAAUACAAUAGCCUGAGUGGUGAGCUUUUCUUCAAAUGCAUUUCUUAAUCAGAUCAGAAAUAAAUCUUGACGGUUUGUGUCCUGUUUCUCUCUGAAGACAGUAACCUACUGAUUAAUAUGUUUUGGUGUUCUCCACUGUCCUUGCGCUAUAGAGGGAGCACUGGGUUGAGUUAAGUGGGUACAGAGCAUCUGUCUGCAUGAAAACAACUCUGGGACAAAGCACUGGGAGAAUCCCACUACUCUAUCACCACCAGCCAGAUUUCAGCAUUUGUUCAGUCAAAAAUCGCUAUUUCAAAUAGACUUUCAAACAUCUAUUUCUGACGAUUCCCACUUGAUAGCUAUUACACAUGCUGAGAGACAAAGCUGAGCUAGCGCUGUACAACAUGAUGUUACUAUAAUCACAAUAAAAAGACAGAACACAAAACUAAUAGUGAAACUUUCACUUUCAGUUGAAAACACAGUGAUAAGACAAUACAGCUCAUCAAGAAAACGAAAUAGUAGAUAGAUCAUUCAGUGCAACCAAUGACGGCUCCCAGUCCCCUAAUCCAACCAUAAGACAUAAUCUCUUCUCAUCUAAGAUAUAUACUGAUUACGGCAUUCAUAUUAGGAAGUCACACUGAUAUAUGUAAUAACUAGGUUCUCUCUGUGUUGCAGUUGUCCAGCACAUCAAGAGGCACAACAUAGUGCUGAAGAGGGAGUUGGGAGAGGGGGCGUUUGGGAAGGUUUUCCUGGCCGAGUGCUACAACCUGUCUCCUGAGCUCGAAAAAAUCCUGGUGGCUGUCAAGGUAACCCAGCUCUUUCAAGUCUAUCACAACCCACUGUAGGCUACAUCAUUUGGCCAAUUUCCAAAUGGACCUCUAGACUCUACCCCCUAGAUACUCCUGUAGGAAAAUCGGCCAAUGGCCUGCUUCCACCAAGAAUUCCAGCAUUCAAAGUAUGUGGUGAAAUUAGAUCUUAUAGGAGAGUUUUCAUUAAAAAAACAUGGCAUGGGAGAGAACCCCUUCCCCAUGACUUCCUGUCCUUCCUGUGUCCCACCACAUUCUAAUUGUGAAGUGGGGCUUGAGUGGCAGGGCAGUAUGUCCUGUAUCUACAAGAAACCUGCCAUUGAAGAUGAUAGAUUUCCGAGUUGCUGCUUCUACGGUCUAACAUACUCAUAUCCACUAAUGGUAGUAGUUUUACAAGCAAACAUUGGACAGGCAUGCUGCCAUAUAGGCUAAGCUUCCAUGUUUAUGGUCAAACUCACAAGGGAGCCAUCGAUCACGAUACGGAACAGAGUGACAUUAGCUAAUGCGUUGGCAGUCAUGCAAAGAUGCUAGCAGUCACACAGGCGAUUCAAUGCUCCAACGUUCCGGCGAACAUACAGUGUCAUAGGUAAAUCACAUUCAGGGGUGAGUUUCCUGAAAUCUUUGUAGCUAAUUUGGCACUUUUAUUCCUCUGAACAACCCAGCCCCAAGAAAGUAACAAUGCCAAAUCAAUGUUUAGCGGUCAAUCUUCUAUAUGUGAAUGAACUUCAGAAUUUGUCAAAGCACUUUAAUGUUCUUGUAGUGGCGUGGGUCUGGGUCGUUAAGAGAAACAAAGUACCAUGUCAGCUCUGAAACUCAUCCAUUUCCAGUUCUGUUCUGAUCAAAUUGACGAGUUCUGUUUCCUGAAAUCUAAUUGGUUGAAGAUGGGGGUGGAGGAAUCUAUUUUUCUGCCAUCUCAGCGUUCUAGCUGGGGGUCAGAACAGAGGGUCAUCCUUUGGCUUCCUUAGCUCUCUCCUGUUCCUAUUACAUUUCCUGAAACACUCUCUCUCUCUCUCUCUCUCUCUCUCUCUCUCGCCUCUGCACUUAAAUCGCUAUGACAGAUUUCAUGAUUUACGAUCACUAAUGCAAAGAUCAGAACACGAGAACUAACCACACUACUUCUGUAAAUAAUACUGAGCUUGCUGUACAUAAGUAUACAACAUCUCUGCUUGGUCAUUACCAAUAAGCUAAAAUUGUGGGCUAUGGUUAAGUUCCUAUAACUCACUUUUACUUUAAGAGUUACUUAUGUCUGCACUUGGUGGACUUGAGCCAAAAACAUCUUGUGGCAGAAUAUUCCCCUCCCAGUAAAAAUGUAUUGCCAGUAAGUAGUCUCCAUGCACAGUGUGCAAAAUGUUUAAGUAUGAUGUUUUCGGUGUCUAAAAAACUCAGUUCUGAGUAAACAUAGGUAGUAACCUGUGUGCGUGUGUGUGUUUGUGAGUUCAGACCCUGAAAGAGGCCAGUGAGAAUGCAAGGAAGGACUUCCACCGGGAGGCCGAGUUGCUGACCAACCUGCAGCACCAGCACAUUGUCACGUUCUACGGUGUGUGUGUGGAGAGCGACCCCCUCAUCAUGGUGUUUGAGUAUAUGAAGCACGGGGACCUCAACAAGUUCCUCAGGUAAACCAUUCUGUGGGCAUGUUCAUAUUAGGGCCCAAUUCAGACUUAGGCAAUUUACGCCUUUCCUACGCACGCCUUUCCUACGCACUUCUCAGUAGGUGGUAUUCAGACUUGCCUUAUGCAUUUGUGUAACGGGCUUUGCAGGCGUGGUUCCCUUGCGCACUGAAGACAUUUAAUUCAACUGCUGAAAACUCUCCCACUUGCUGGCCAACAGAUUUUCUCCUGGAGUUUUAAUUCAAUAGGGUUUUCAGUACAUUUACCUUAAGCCAUCCCUUUAAAUACGGUGUAUCUUUAAUUUUAUCGACAGACUCACUAAAAUACAUAGAGAGAACAGGUUCAGAAUAUUAGGGAUCAAUGAAAGAAAGCCAUCUAAAUAUAUGCAUAUUCAUCUCAGUUUCAGCACCAACUGGUAGAUUAAAAAAUACUCUGAUCUUGUAGAUUAUUUAGGCAAAUUUUGGGGUUAGAAAAGAAUGUAUGAAUCAUAAAAAAAGCCUUUAUGCACAAAAUAUAUUGAUGAAUCCAAAAUACAGUGGCUUGAUUCAUCCUGAAAGUUGUCAUAUUCAAGUUCAAACCAUGAAAUAUUGGAAGGUAGAAAGCAGUGUACAAUAAGGGUUGAACAAUAGUCCUAGAAAUCUACCCUAUUCCUCACUAAUCAUGGAACUGUAUGACAACGGUCCAGUCGUCGUGAACCGUGCACCAGGCUCCAGGUUUAACAUUCUAGGUGUGGUUUGAGUUCCAUAAUGAUUCAAAUAGGCUACAUGUCCCAAAUUAUUGCACAACGUUUAGCCUAAUAGGAUCCACUAAUGCUAGCGAGCUUCAAGAACAACUACAUGGACAUGACAGAGGAAAGAAAGGUAAACUGAAUGGACCAUUAUAAAUGUAUGUGGGUAUUACUGACGGUGGCUCCCGAUAGUGGCUACUAUUUAACAUGAUACAAAUUGUAAAAUAAAAUGGAGAAAAACCCGGGCAUAUAAUUAAAACAUUCUAAACUGCAUACAUCAACUUGGCAGUGUCGGCCCCACAGAAACCCAUAGCUUGGAUCUCCAAAUUUCAUCCACACAAAUUAUGAGGGCAUACAAUACAAAUUCUGAAUAACGGCACAGCUAUUUAUACCCUACUUCACUGUGGAAAAGGGGCCGCAAUACAUGUCAUGUUGAUAUGAUUUUCAGUUUGCUUCCAUAUGACUGGUUUCUCAUUCGUCUCCUGAGAUCAUAAGGAAAAAUCAUCUAAAACAAUUGCUAUGUGUAUUUACAAUCCACUUCUCCAAACGGAUUACUCAUUUACCUAGCUCUUAUCAAUAGCUCCUAUCAAUUUAUAAAUUGCAGUGCAUGGAGAAUGCUGUUACUUACAGUUGAAGUCGGAAGUUUACAUACACCUUAGCCAAAUACAUUUAAACUCAGUUUUUCACAAUUCCUGACAUUUAAUCCUAGUAAAGAUUCCCAGUUUUAGGUCAGUUAGGAUCACCACUAUAUUUUAAGAAUGUGAAAUGUCAGAAUAAUAGUAGAGAGAAUGAUUUAUUUCAGCUUUAAUUUUUUUCAUCACAUUCCCAGUGGAUCAGAAGUUUACAUACACUCAAUUAGUAUUCGGUAGCAUUGUCUUUAAAUUGUUUAACUUGGGUCAAACAUUUCGGGUAGCCUUCCGCAAACUUCCCACAAUAAGUUGGGUGAAUUUCGGCCCAUUCCUCCUGACAGAGCUGGUGUAACUGAGUCAGGUUUGUAGGCCUCCUUGCUCGCACACGCUUUUUCAGUUCUGCCCACAAAUGUUCUAUAGGUUUGAGGUCAGGUCUUUGUGAUGGCCACUCCAAUACCUUGACUUUGUUGUUCUUAAGCCAUUUUGCCACAACUUUGGAAGUAUGCUUGGGGUCAUUGUCCAUUUGGAAGACCCAUUUGCGACCAAGCUUUAACUUCCUGACUGAUGUCUUGAGAUGUUGCUUCAAUAUAUCCACAUAAUUUUCCUUCCUCAUGAUGCCAUCUAUUUUGUGAAGUGCACCAGUCCCUCCUGCAACAAAGCACCCCCACAGCAUGAUGCUGCCACCCCCGUGCUUCACGGUUGGGAUGGUGUUCUUUGGCUUGCAAGCAACCCCCUUUUUCCUCCAAACAUAACGAUGGUCAUUAUGGCCAUCCACGAAUAGCGGGUUAAUAGCAUGCUAUUGUCAUGCUUAAGUUAAAGGUCCGAAUACGCAUAGAGAGAUAAAUGCAUAAAAGAGAUAUACGUUCCAUUUCCGCGCGCUUAAAGCUGCACUUUGCCAUUUCCUGGUACACAAAAAUUCUAACAGUUUGCCUAAUUUCAGUUUAUGUGACAAAACAAGCAAGUAUAGUGUAGAGAAUCAUUGUACCAUUUAAACUGCUGUGAAAUGUAUUUUCCAUAACCAAAAAUAUUGUAUUUUUAGCUGUUUGAAGCUGGUGCACCAAACCUAAAGUACAAGACGCAAAAACGAUACUUAAGAAUGGGAAGCAUAGAAAUAACACACAUAGAACAGAUCUACAGCUUCUUAGACUUGCUUUCAAUGAGAAAGACAGAUCUAUAACUCACAUUUCUAUGUGAAUUUGGUCGGGUCGCCCAAAAAGUUAGAUAUUGCAGCUUUAACUCGGGUCGGAAUUCCUCCCCCUACUACAUAAAAGCCCAGUAAAUCUCUAUUGACUGAGGUUUGUCAUGAUCUAUUUCAAUGAAGCCAUUACAGGAAGUGAGUUAAAACUCCCAACGCAAAUGUAUAAAUAAAGUUGAAAAUGAAUGUCACCUUUCAGGUUGUGAUUCGGAAUUUCAAUGGAAUUCCUCUCCCCUCCUCUCAUUCCGUAGGGCUCACGGUCCCGACUCCGUGAUGAUGGGUGACGGUCCGACCAAUAGGCCCGUGGUACUGACCCAGUCCCAGAUGCUGCACAUCGCCCAGCAGAUCGCUGCAGGCAUGGUCUACCUGGCCUCCCAGCACUUUGUCCACCGAGACCUGGCCACACGUAACUGUCUGGUGGGAGAGAAUCUGCUGGUGAAGAUCGGUGAUUUCGGCAUGUCCCGAGACGUGUACAGCACGGACUACUACAGGGUAAGUGUAUGUGUCGCCCUCUUUUUUCUUGGCCCACUACUACUUCCCUUUGCAUGGGCCUCACUCUCUCCCUGCAUGGGCCUCACUCUCUCCCUGCAUGGGCCUCACUCUCUCCCUGCAUGGGCAUGAAUCGAUCAGUAGGCCCUGGGCCUGGUAUGUUUAAUAGCUAGAAGAAGAAAGCUGCAUAGAGCAGUGUUUCUCAACAGUCUAUGUCUGCCUAUGCCUCAGAACUGCUUCAAUAUUAUUGAAUUGGUACCAGCUAACUAACUAACCAAGUAUUUAACUAACUGAUUGAUUGGUCGGUCAGCAACAACAUCCUCUAUGGACUGUCCCGAACGGGAGUUUGAGAAACACUGCAGAGGCCUUAUACGUAGAUGUCAGUGUAUAGAUGUCACAGACCCUGUCUCUUCCACACAUUCUCCACCCUGCUUCCCUGCCUCCCCCUCUCUUUGAUUUCACUAUUAGUGUGUGACAACAUACAACUGCUAUCCACCUCCCCACACCGCCCACACCUCCCAGACACACACACACACCCUCUCAGUAAAGUUAACCACUGGAGGAGUCGCCAUAGCAACGGGCAAAGGCAGCACAGAGCAUAAGUUAUAUCAGACAGUCCCUAUGAAAAAAAGUAAUUAAAGAACUUAUAUUAGUAUGCAGCUCCACUACUAGAGAGAGUGAGAGCGAGAGAGAGUGAGAGAGAGAGAGAGAGAGAGAGAGAGGAGAGAGAGAGAGAGAGGAGAGAGAGAGAGAGAGAGAGAGAGAGAGAGAGAGAGAGAGAGAGAUGGGGAGAUAAGGGGCAAGUGAAAUAAAUCAACACAAAUAAAGAUGCAAGAGAGGAGGGGUACAAGAGAAAAGAGAAGAGAAGGGGGGCUUCAGAGUGGAGAGGUUGAGAGAAGGAGAGUGUGGAGAGAGACAUGAGAAAGGAGAGAGUAGCCAAUGAUAGAUAGAGAUAUGCAGAGAAAGAGACUGAGAGCUGUUUUCCCCCAAGAGUUCGGUGAAAGAAUGAUGAACAUUGAUGUCAUAGGAGGGAUCAGAAGGUAGACCAGCACAAGUUGCUUCCUGUCUAGGGAUGAUGCCUGACAGUGGCUGCAUUUGAAAUGGUACCCUAUUCACUAUAGUGCCCAGUGAUGUCACAUUGCGCCCUUCCAGGGCUUUGAUGGACAGCUGCGGAAACCAACCAACCAUCCAACCAACCCACCCACCCACCCCAGAGCAGCCUCUUUUAUAAUUUAUCUUUAAUCCACAUGAAUACAAAAUCUGUAUGCUCUUUAACUACAGACCGACUGAUAAAAAACAGGAAUUCCCAGUAGAAUGACCAUCUCCAUAGAAACACAUGGAAAUUCAGUUCAGUCUACUGGAACAAGGAGGAGGAGGAGUCUCCUAGUGAAACCCCUCCCACGCAGCCAGUCUAAAGCAUCCCAAAAGCUCUCUUUCAAACCCGCCUGGUUGCCAUGGAUACCGUGGCCUCUAAACUCUUAAUUCACAAUUCCUCGUUUUCUUCUUCUUUGAGGUUUUCUGGCACAGACAAGCAGUGGGUUAGUUAUUUAUGAAUAUUUAUAAGUCUGAGAGCAACAUGAUUUUACCGUCUGACUUCAAUAUUCAACAUAUUUCCAAGGGGGGAUAAAAGUCAAAACUCUGCGGUUAAGUUUAGGCCUUCAUUCCGACUGGUUAAGGUAAGGGUUAAGGUUGGGAUAGGGUUCAAAUAAAAAUUUAAAUAAACUAGUGCCUAGCACUGGGAUUGAACCCACGAUCCUCAGAGCCGUAGCUCGCAUUUUAAGCCCUUCCUCUAUCCCCACCUACAACGCCCUAGCAAGCCGAGAGCCUACUAGAUGAUAUUGUUAAUAGGUGCUCAUGUUGCCACUAAGAAUACUGAAGUGGAUCUGCUGUGACCUGGCUGGAGAGAGCGAGAGAGAGAGAGAUAGAGAGUUUCGGAUGGUGAAAGAUAGUCUCUCUGGUCACUCAGAAUAUUGAGCUCUAAAAACCAUUGGGCCCUCUGAACAGGCUAGUAAAACUCCUUCUCUUAAUAUUUAAUGAACUCAGGAUGUUAAGAACAAUUAAUCAGGGGCUUUUCUACCUCACAAAGUAACACACAUUCACACACAGAGAAACACAAACAAGCACACACACUGAAACACACUCACGCAUGCACAUAUACGCACACAUACAUUUGGAAAGUAUUCAGACCCCUUGACUUUUUCCACAUUUUGUUUCAUUACAGCCUUAUUCUAAAAUUGAUUCAAUUUGUUUUUUUCCUCAUCAAUCUACACACAAUACCCCAUAAUGACAAAGCAAAAAUAGGUCUUUAGAAUAUUAAAUACUGAAAUAUCACAUUUACAUUGGUAUUCAGACCCUUUACUGAGUACUUUGUUGAACCACCUUUGGCAGCGAUUACAGCCUCGAGUCUUCUUGUGUAUGAUGCUACAAGCUUGGCACACCUGUAUUUGGGGAGUUUCUACCAUUCUUCUCUGCAGAUCCUCUCAAGCUCUGUCAGGUUGGAUGGGGAGCGUCACUACACAACUACUAUUUUCAGGUCUCUCCAGAGAUGUUCGAUCGGGUUCAAGUCCGGGCUCUGGCUGGGCCACUCAAGGACAUUCAGAGACUUGUCUCGAUGCCACUCCUGCGUUGUCUUGGCUGUGUGCUUAGGGUUGUUGUCCUGUUGGAAGGUGAACCUUCGCCCCAGUCUGAGGUCCUGAGUGCUCUGAAGCAGGUUUUCAUCACGUAUCGCUCUGUACUUUGCUCCGUUCAUCUUUCCCUGCCACUAGUCUCCCAGUCCCUGCCGCUGAAAAUCAUCCCCACAGCAUGAUGUUGCCACCACUGAGCUUCAUCGUAGGGAUGGUGCCAGGUUUCCUCCAGACGUGACGCUCGGCUUUCAGGCUAAAGAGUUCAAUCUUGGUUUCAUCAGAUCAGACCAGAUAAUCUUGUUUCUCAUGAUCUGAGAGUCCUUUAGGUGCCUUUUGUCAAACUCCAAGCGGGCUGUCAUGUGCCUUUUACUGAGGAGUGGCUUCCGCCUGGCCACUCUACCAUAAAGGCCUGAUUGGUGGAGUGCUGCAGAGAUGAUUGUCCUUCUGGAAGGUUCUCCCAUCUCCACAGAGAAACUCUGGAGCUCUGUCAGAGUGACCAUCUGGUUCUUGGUCACCUCCCUGACCAAGGCCCUUCUCUCCUGAUUGCUCAGUUUGGCCGGGAGGAAGAGUCUUGGUGGUUCCAAACUUCUUCCAUUUAAGAAUUAUGAAUUUUUAAUACAUUUGCAAAAAUGUCUAAAAACCUGUUUUGCUUUGUUAUUGUGGGGUAUUUUGUGAAGAUUGAUGAGGAAAAACAUAAAUUUUAAUCCAUUUUAGAAUAAGGCUGUAACGUAACAAAAUGUGGAAAAGGUAAAGGGGUCUGAAUACUUUCCGAAUGCACUGUACACACACACACACACACACACACAAACACACACACACACACACACACACACACACACACACACACACACACACACACACACACACACACACAGAGAGAGACAUAAACACAAGCAAGCACAUACACACACACAAGCAACAAGCACACACACAAACACAAAAAGUGGAGACACUAAGAUCAGGAGCGCAGCAUUAAUAUUUCAAACUAAACCUCACUAACUAAAUGAGACACUCACUGGAUGUUGGCGUCAACCCCACUUGACCGUGAAUCCAUCGCAACAAUCAUACACACACAGUAUAUUUCCUUGGAAACUCAAGUGGGGUUUGAGUUAUGUGAAAACACUUAAAGUGAAUUAUGUGUUGAGGAGGAGGAAAGCGCCUUUGAGAAGGCGGACUAGAGCUAGAUUGGUUUUCACAGAAAAACACACACCGGUGAUGACUAUCUCUUGGCUUUAAUGGACUGGUAAAGUAAAGGCCACUCUGACGGAGAGAGGAAGAGACCAUUCCGGGCUGAGUGGGCGGCAGACAGCAGUGGCCAGUCACAACUUCCUGUCUUGCACAGUGUCUGGGACAGUACAACUUUAGCUUCAGUCCUAGGCAUUCAAAAGUCCACCUGUAUUGCAGCACAGUAAUAAAGUGGAUGGAACUGCACCGUCAGGGUCAGGGACAUAUUUCAGAAAUGUAUUUUAUUACAUGGGUUAUUGUUAGAUGAUUGCUUGUUUGUGACAUUAACUAUGUACCUUGCUGCAGUAAGGCAUUUUGAAAAACUGAGCAUAACCUUUUAGUGCUCAGAACUAUAUUUGUCUGUGUGUUAGACACAACAAUUGGACAAACAAUGUACCCUAUUAUUUUACCAUUUGUCGUUUUAAAUAACUAUGUUUCUUUUAUGUUUAUUUUGUUUGCACUUUAUUUUAGGGUACUGUUUCAAUCAGGGGUUGGAACCAAAAUUAUUUUCCAAUCAUUUCGUUCUGAACAGAACCAUUCUUUUUUUUUGUUCCAUUCUACUGUUCCGACCAGCAAAAUACAAUACUGAACCGAUUCGAACCAAAAAAAAGUAACGGUUUAUAUAAUUCCUUUCUGUUCCUUUUUAACCUCUGAAAUAUAAAUAUUUUUUAUUCAUUUAGCUCAACAUUAAAUUACUUCACCAAUCAGUGAGGAUAGACUAGCUUUAGCUUGCUAUGUAGCGGGCAAGCUAUAGUUGUUUAGCCUACAUGCAUUGGACAGACAAAUGUAGGGCGCGAGGGUGAAGGAGAAGGCUUGGCUUGAAGCGCUGGGCGUCUUGUUAUGACAUUCAUUUUCUGAAUUAGGCCCACAGAAUUAUCUACGGAGGAGCGGCUUCUAUAAACAAACUUUGAAUGUCUUUGAACUUCCGAGAGUUUGCUUAACAGUGGACCCAAGCUUGUGUGUGUAGAACGGCACCAGAAUAAAAAUAAAAACCUAUCUUAUCUUUUUGUAGUUAAUAAAUCCAGUGUGAAAUGUGAUAAAUAUAGUAUCCUUAACUAGCAUUGAAAAAGUUAAUCCAUUCUUCUCUAAUAAAAAAUCGCACUCCCUAAUUUCUGAAUUAUGCUUGUAACUUCACUAGGCUACAGUAGCCUAUGUUUCGUAGGGGGAGGGGCAGGUAGCCUGCACACACACUGGCAAGGGCUUUGCAUAGGCGCUUUGUUGCGUUUUUCUGUGGGACUGGAAAACAAUGCCCGGAAUGUAAUUUGCAGGUCAUUAAUGUUUAAUUACCAUUUUACCAAGUAGUUUCACUGAAAAUAUCUUGUCAUUUCUGUACUGUUCAAAUAAAGCGUCCAGGCUGACUGUGUGUAUGUGUGUGUGUUGGUGUUGUAGGUGGGCGGUCACACCAUGCUGCCCAUUCGCUGGAUGCCUCCAGAGAGCAUCAUGUACAGGAAGUUCACCACGGAGAGCGACGUGUGGAGUCUGGGCGUGGUCCUCUGGGAGAUCUUCACCUACGGCAAACAGCCCUGGUACCAGCUCUCCAACAACGAGGUCUGUCUCACCUCUAAGCUAACCUUAACCCUAACCCCAACCCCAACUCCAACUCUCUGA
Molecule: messenger RNA, 14522 nt
Organism: Coregonus sp. 'balchen'
Lineage: Eukaryota; Metazoa; Chordata; Actinopteri; Salmoniformes; Salmonidae
Source: the annotation of a GenBank genome assembly